CAGAGCGAGCACGGAGAGCCUCACACAGCCCGCCGCCAUGGAGCGGCCGAGGAGGAACACGGCGGGGGUCGAUUCUGUGGAGGGGCAUGAAGUGAAGUUAGGACGCAAGGAGCCAUGUCAGCUUGUUCUAAAUCAUCAGCGUGAUGGACAAUAUGUGCUGGUCAUUCACUCCGAAGCAAAACAUUCAAACAAUGAAGAUGUUCUACCAAUAACAAGCAACUUUAAAUGUGUACAAGAGGCAGAGGAGACUCUUCUCAUAGAUAUCCCCACCAACAGUGGCUGUAAAGUGAGAGUACAAGCUGACCCUUGGUCUGCGGAGCGCCUGUUUGAAAUUUCCGACGAAGAUAAAUGCAUGGAGUUGCUGGCACAGAUGCGGAUCAUACAGGAGACAUAUCUAAAAACUGCUCGAUUUGACAAGAAAGAGUCAUCUAAUUGGUACCAACCUGCAGGAAAGAUUGAGGCUACACCUGGGAUACCCUCAAAAGCCGCUCCAGGGAAUUUGGGGUUUGAUGAUAAUUUUAGUGUCGCAAAUAUAGAGAAGAGGAGGAACCUUGAAAACAGACAACCAGGCUCACGCAGAGAACCGCCUCCUCCCCCUCCACUAGCUGUGGACAGGAAUCCUGUUCGGGAGCGAGAGAGAGACCCAGCUGGAUGGGAGAAACCUAGAAUGACCAACAGCAUGCGUAAGCUGUUUGUCCCAAACACCCAGUCUGGACAGAGGGAAGGACUGAUUAAACAUCUGCUAGCUAAAAAAGAAAACGAAUAUGUGAAUAUCGAGAACUACAGAUUCUUUGUGGGUACUUGGAAUGUAAACGGACAGUCUCCAGAUGGAAGCUUAGAGCCAUGGUUAUGUGCGGACACAGACCCUCCUGAUGUCUAUGUUGUUGGGUUUCAAGAGCUUGACCUCAGCACAGAAGCGUUUUUCUACUUUGAUUCAGGAAAGGAACAGGAGUGGUUGGAAGCUGUUGAAAAAAGCCUACAUCCAAAGGGCAAAUAUAAGAAAGUUCGGUUGAUCAGACUUGUUGGAAUGAUGAUGCUUGUGUUUGCGAAGAAAGAACACUUCAAACACAUCCAGGAAGUUGUAGCAGAAUCUGUAGGAACAGGCAUUAUGGGGAAAAUGGGUAACAAGGGAGGUGUAGCCGUGAGGUUUAUUUUUCACAACACAAGUUUCUGUUUUGUUAAUUCUCACCUGGCUGCACACGUGGAAGAUUUUGAGCGGCGGAAUCAGGAUUAUAAGGAUAUUUGUGCUCGUCUGAACUUUACUGUACCUGACCAAAAUAUACCAACCUUAAACAUCAUGAGGCAUGAUGUUGUGAUUUGGCUGGGAGAUUUGAAUUACAGGCUGUGUAAAUAUGAUGUUGCAGAAGUUAUAACCAUGAUCAAGAAAAAUGACAUUCAUACACUUUUGAAGUUUGACCAGCUUAAUAUCCAGAGAGAUUUCAAGAAUGUCUUCUCAGAUUUUAUGGAAGGCCCUAUCAACUUCAUCCCGACUUACAAAUAUGAUCCUAAAACAGAUCGGUGGGACACCAGUGGCAAGUGUCGGGUUCCUGCCUGGUGUGAUCGGGUCCUCUGGAGAGGAGUUAAUAUCAAGCAGCUGAAAUAUCGCAGCCAUAUGGAUCUGAAAACCAGUGACCACAAACCAGUCAGCUCACUGUUUAGCAUUGGGGUGAAAGUGGUGGAUGAUCGCAGAUACCGGAAAGCAUUUGAAGAUAUUGUGCGCAUGAUGGACAGAAUGGAGAAUGACUUUCUACCUUCCUUAAAUCUCAGCAGUAGAGAGUUUGCAUUUGAAAGAGUACGAUUUCGACAGCUUCAGAAGCAAAAAUUUCAGAUAAAGAAUGAUGGUCAAGUUCCAUGUCACUUCUCCUUCAUCCCUAAACUAAACGACACCCAAUACUGCAAGACAUGGCUGCGAGCAGAGCCCUGUGAGGGGUACUUGGAACCAGAUGAAACUGUUGAUAUUAACCUGGAUGUUUACGUCAGUAAGGACUCUGUCACAAUGCUCAACUCUGGGGAAGAUAAGAUUGAAGAUAUUUUAGUUCUUCAUCUUGACCGGGGCAAGGAUUACUUCAUAACCAUCAGUGGAAGUUACCUAGUGAGCUGUUUUGGCACAUCAUUAGAGGCACUGUGUCGAAUAAAGAGGCCAAUUCGUGAAAUUCCAGUUACAAAACUAAUAGAUUUGGGAGAAGACAACUUCUCAGAGAAGGAGAGAGCCAUUCUACAGAAUCUGCCAGACAUUGACGGUACCUCCGACAAGCCCCUAAAGAUCCCAAAAGAAAUCUGGCUUUUAGUCGACCAUUUGUAUAAAAAUGCAUGUCGCCAGGAAGAUCUUUUUCAAACACCAGGAAGACAAGAAGAGUUGCAGAACAUUAUUGAUUGUUUAGAUACCAGCAUUCCAGAGAACAUACCUGGUAGCAACCAUUCUGUAGCCGAAGCACUACUAAUCUUUUUGGAAGCUUUGCCAGAACCGGUCAUCUGUUAUGAGCUUUACCAGAAGUGCAUAGAUUGCUCCCACGACACGAGACUCUGUAGACAGGUGAUCUCUCAUUUGCCACGUUGCCACAGAAAUGUUUUCCGAUAUUUAAUGGCGUUUCUGCGAGAGCUGCUCAAGUACACUGGAGAAAACAAUCUAAGCGCCAAUAUGAUUGCAACAGUGUUUACCAGUCUCCUGCUACGGCCUCCACCAAACCUAGUGGGAAAGCAGAGCCCAAGUGAACGCCAGCGAGCAAUCAACUUUAUCCUUGGAUUCUUGCUAGCAGGUGAUGAGGAGUAAAAGUGACAAUCCUGGGACUGUAAGGUGCUCUGUUAAAAGAACAUAGAAAAUGGCUGUCACAUCCGAUGGCACAAAAACUAAAGGCUAGACUGUAACCUGGAACUUUGGAGAAAGGGGUGCUUCUUAUGUUUGUGGCAGGGACAAAAAUGAACACCCCACAUGACACAUUUCUAGUACUGUAGCCAUUCUUGGUCGACGGUGGAAAUCUAACGACAUGCUUCAAGGAAGGACAGAAGUUUUUUAUUCAAGUUAUAAUUCACAUGGUGUUAGACCAGUUUAUGUAUGUGUUUUUUGUUUUUUUUUGGCGGUCCAUGUAAACAAGUCAUCUUCUACAUUAGUUUUGAACCUGUCCCUAUUCGUGAACUCUUAUCUGAACGCUAAACACUGGUGCCAUAGUCAUUGUCAAACCUAUUUGUGACCUCUUUCUAUUUAAGUGCCCUUGUUCUCUGUUCUGAGGUUGGCAUUCUCAUGGUACAUCAGUUGAUUCGAAUGGUUUUGUAUAAUUGCAUUUCACACUUAGAAUUGAGACUUUAAAUUAGUAAUGUGAGUCUGUCUUUGCUCACUGUCCAUCCUCGACUGUAUUUUACACACAUUUUAAAUACCUGUCCUCACUUGGGUAUCUAGUAAAUGUAUUUAUUGAAGCAAUGGUGCAUUUCUUACCACACUCUUGUAAAUAUGGUAAUAACCUACUUGGAAAAUUCGAAAUCUAGCGAACGGUGGCGCACGUUUUACAUUCAUGCUUUGCAGUAGACUUAUACUAGUUACAGUACUCUAUAGCAUUAAUACUAUUUAAUACUAAUUACAAACGGAAAAGUUGGUAGAAUUUUAAUAUUGAUAAUUUGUUGUAGAAGCGCUCUCUCACAAAUGGGGUGUUUACUGUAUGACUCUAAUGUUGAAAAAUGUAUGUAAAAAAUCUAUUGCAGAAUUGCAGGAAGAAUGUAAACGUGUAUAAAUCAUGAAGCAGAGGAUAUCCUAAAUCAUGAGGAAAGUUACCAUUCUAUUUAGAUAAAUUAUGGCCAAAGUAAGGAUUCAAAAGCAUACCCACUUUUUUUUAGAAAAAAAACCAUAUACAUUUUCAUUGUCUGCUGCCCCAGCAAUAAAACUUUUUUCAGGAAACUCCUUGAGCUAUGCGGCUACAGGAUAAAAACAGAUUCCAAUGAAAAUAGAAAUGGAGCAUAGUUUGAAGUGAUUGCAAACAGCAGGACUUGAGUGUAAGAAAAAAAUAUCAAAUACAAGGUUCCUAAUGUUUGAUUUAAUAAUACUAUAAUUGCUCUCUGCAGAAUAUGCAGAACAGUGAUUGGGUUUGGCUCUUUUUUUUUUUACGGUACAUCAUUUCAACAUUGCGUUGCGUCGCGUCACAUGGUAUAUUUGCAAACCAGGCAGGGCCAGACAGUUUUAUAAUAAUAUGUGGUAGCAUUAUACAUUUGCGUGCAGUUCUUCUAGGAUAAUGUAUAAUAAACGUGCUCUACAUUUGUACUGUAUACACUGUUAUACUGUGAGAAAUGGGCUUUGGCAAACUUUCACAAGUCUUCAUUGCUUCCAAGGAAUAUUAAGAGUCACUGUGAAUUUGUAACUAGAUGGCAAAGAAUCUGAUUUGGAGAUUUGUGUACUAUAUCAAAUAGAGCUCGAUGUCCACAAGAAAGUGGUUGGAGUUGCCAUGGCGUAACGUUAUUGCCUACUUCCCUGUACAUAACGAAUCUGCAGAUUGUGCACACCUUAUAGUUGAAGCCUUUGUUUCACUGAAGGAGGAAAUGCCAUCAGCCGCAUUGAUUUGCUUUGGCACUGGCACAUGCAUUCUCUUCCUGGAUCUAAAUCCUACAUGCCUUUUGGUUCAUAGUUUCAUGCAUCCAAUCCCCUUCUGUAAUCUGUCGUUUUUGUCUGCAUAAGUAAAGCUGAGGGUAAACCUCUGAAAUGUCUGUUCCCAUGGCAGAGAUAGUUAAGGUGAACAAGGUAAAAUGGCAAUUCUGCCUUUUUAUUUGGUUUGCUGCACUUAAAACACUACAUAAUAAAAUAAAAAAAUAUUUUUUUUUGCUAUGCUUAAAACCAUUUUUAUGAGCUGCUUUGAAUGGCUGUCAUGGCCAUAUUUGCAAGUUAUUGUAGUUGCUUUUCUGCUGAAACAGUGGUUUACAAGUCCAAAAGGGGGGGGGGGGGGGGGUGUCAGAGCGGUUUGUGAACUGUUACCUAGCUGUGAUUUUAGCCACGUCAUAGAUCAGUCUAUUGAGAGCCUGCACCAGUUACAAUGGACUUAUAAGACAUACUCCCAUCUCGCAAGAUCUGGUCCGUGAAGUGUCAGUGAAACUUACCUGUGCUAAAGCUGGUAUAUAUUGUUAUUCUGACCUGUGCAUGACACGUAAAGAUAGCUUGAAGAACAUCAAAUUACUAUGGACCCUGGAGAUAAAUGUUAUUUCAGUGCUUAUGAAAAUCCAAGGACUCUGUGCUAAUCCAUGCUAGUGUUUAAGGAACAAAGAGGGUUAGUCUGACUUUUUUUUUUUUUUUUUUUGUUUAUAUAAAUCUGGUGGGAUUGGUGUCAGUUCACCACUUCUUGUGUUAGUGAAAGAAGCCCCAUAGUGUUCAAGCUGCAUAUUUACAUGACAUUGAUUGAAAAACAAAGUAUAUGCAAUUAAUAUUUAAUAUGUAUUAAUUCCUUCCAGCAACAUUAAACAUGUUUUUUCUCCUCUGUGCAUAUAUUUUAAAUUGUAAACAUUUAUUUAUUC
Molecule: messenger RNA, 5484 nt
Organism: Pelobates fuscus (common spadefoot toad)
Lineage: Eukaryota; Metazoa; Chordata; Amphibia; Anura; Pelobatidae
Gene: OCRL
Product: OCRL inositol polyphosphate-5-phosphatase
Exons: 24
Coding region: 38-2770 (910 amino acids)
Biological process (GO): phosphatidylinositol dephosphorylation; signal transduction
Cellular component (GO): cytoplasm; membrane
Molecular function (GO): inositol phosphate phosphatase activity; phosphatidylinositol-4,5-bisphosphate 5-phosphatase activity
Source: RefSeq, a predicted model, not a curated record